Alternaria ethzedia is the source of this 969-nucleotide messenger RNA. RefSeq lists its product as uncharacterized. The transcript has 3 exons. The record is from RefSeq and is a predicted model, not a curated record. Lineage: Eukaryota; Fungi; Ascomycota; Dothideomycetes; Pleosporales; Pleosporaceae. Bases 1 to 969 code for a protein of 322 amino acids.
AUGGCGCCCGAUCUGAACACCCUGCCCGCGUCUCCCCAUGCAUCUCCCUCUCCCCGCAACCAGUCACCCACAAACUCACGCACCAUGGCUACUUCACCGCACUCACUCGCUGCCACUGCCGCUAUGAAUGCAGGUAUUCACAACGAAGAGACGCGUCGACCUUCUUCGGGUAGUAUGCGCAGGGAUGUCGAGCGUGCGCGUCGCCGGUCCAGCAUUCGCAUGAACCUCAACUUGAACGACCCAGCUAUCCCGGCACCUGGAGAAAUGCAGCAGAGCCCAUCCUCCCGUAGCAGGGGUCCAUGGCCGCAUAGCCCGCACCAUGAGCGUGCGCCUAGUUUGGGCGAGCUGCAUCAAGAGCUGGAGUAUGAGCAGGAAGGACAGGUGAACCGUCUACUCAACAUGAUCCGUUCCCAACAAGCUCAGAUCAACACCCUCCAAGCAAACCAGCAGCAGCCCUCUGCUUCCGCCGUCGACGAUAGCACUCCAACCUCGGAGCGCUCCAUGUCUAUACCUCCCUCGCUCACACAGUCCACACACAUCUCACCACCUAUCGUCUCACCCUUACCAUCCGCUACCCAUCCUCGAUCGCGCUCUCCAUUCGGUUUCGGUACCAUCAGUCGUCAGUCAUCCUUCGCUGAUCGUUCACGACACAGCAGCCAUGCCGGAUCUCCAGCUCUGCGUCCCAUAUCAGGCCAAGCAGGACCCUACGACCCCCACGAUAUGCUUCCCAGCCCCGCGACUUCAAGAGACGAGAGUGCCUUCUACCAGGCCGAAACCCAGAACCUGACCCGCGAGAACCAGAUGCUGAAGCUAAGGAUAAGAGAACUUGAGCGCCAACUAGCAGACCAAAACCCCACCAGCCAAGUCACCCACUCCCCCACCGUCCACUCCGGCCUCGCUCCUGCCUCGACUCAUGAAAACACAGACCAAAGCAUCGAGGGCGGCCAGCCGCCUGCAUCGGCGGAGUAG